Arachis stenosperma is the source of this 1266-nucleotide messenger RNA. Its product is annotated as adenylate kinase 1, chloroplastic. NCBI's taxonomy places the organism in Eukaryota, Viridiplantae, Streptophyta, Magnoliopsida, Fabales, Fabaceae. Gene Ontology annotation, biological process: nucleobase-containing compound metabolic process. The coding region runs from base 91 to 948 and encodes 285 amino acids. The record is from RefSeq and is a predicted model, not a curated record. Gene Ontology annotation, cellular component: mitochondrion; cytoplasm. Gene Ontology annotation, molecular function: ATP binding; AMP kinase activity. The transcript is spliced from 4 exons.
AUCCCCAUACCAAUUACCGUUAAAAGGUAUUUCUUCUUAUUCGCUUUGCUUUGCUUUGCUUUGCUUUAGGCUUUCCUCAGAUUCGUUCCAAUGGCGGCCGUAACCCGCCUCGUGAAGCGCGCCUCCCCUUCCCUCUCCGUCUCUUCCACCGCGGCAAGAAGGCUCUUCUGUUCCGAAUCCAGCUCCCCCGCGCCGCCGCAGGAUCACUUCCACGCCCCGCAGCGCAAGGAUCCGAAGGACAGGAAUGUGCAGUGGGUGUUCCUUGGGUGCCCCGGCGUCGGAAAGGGCACCUACGCCAGCCGCCUCUGCAACCUCAUCGGCGUCCCUCACAUCGCCACCGGCGAUCUCGUCCGCCACGAGCUCGCCUCCAAAGGCCCCCUUUCCUCUCAGCUAUCAGAAAUUGUAAAUCAAGGUAAAUUGGUAUCAGAUGAAAUUAUUAUAAGUUUAUUAUCAAAGAGGUUGGCUGAUGGGGAAGCUAAAGACGAGACCGGAUUCAUUCUUGAUGGUUUUCCUCGAACAAUAAGCCAAGCAGAAAUAUUGGAAAGAGUAAUUGACAUUGACUUGGUAGUCAAUCUGAAGCUCCAAGAAGAAGCAUUGCUUGCAAAAUGCCUGGGUAGGAGAAUUUGCAAUCAGUGUGGUGGAAAUUUUAAUGUUGCUUCCAUUGACGUCAAGGGUGAGAAUGGGAGCCCUGGAAUGUCUAUGGCUCCGCUUCUUCCUCCAGCUCAUUGUAUGUCAAAGCUCAUUACUCGUUCAGACGAUACCGAAGCUGUAGUUAAAGAAAGGCUUCGCAUAUACAAUGAAAUGAGUAAGCCUGUGGAGGAAUUCUACCGUAGUCGAGGAAAACUAUUGGAGUUUAACCUUCCCGGAGGGAUCCCAGAAUCUUGGCCAAAAUUGCUGCAAGCUCUUAAUCUCGAUGAUUAUGAGGAGAAGCGGUCCGCUGCAGCAUAAGAAGUUGUAUUAUUGUACCAUAAAAAAUGACUAUUUCAUUCUUUGCAUGCAUAUGUAUAUUGCAUGCUUCACAAUUUUGCAGGAAAGGAAAGAGAACCAUUGUUUGGACCUAAUAAUAUGAUAUCAGGAAGUGUGAUAAUCUGAGAAAACUUCUGCCCUGUUGGGAUUUCUUUCUAUUGUUUUUUCAAUUGGCUAUAUGGCAAAGCAUAAUUGUUAUUGAUCAGCAAUAAGCCUGAAUUAUAGAACUGAUACUUGUUAUUGAGUUGUAACUUAAACUCAUGAUAUAUAAUUAAAACAGGGUCAAGGGAUUUAAUAUUA